This is a messenger RNA of Lotus japonicus, 2097 nucleotides long. Its product is annotated as protein HOTHEAD-like. NCBI's taxonomy places the organism in Eukaryota, Viridiplantae, Streptophyta, Magnoliopsida, Fabales, Fabaceae. The coding region runs from base 132 to 1877 and encodes 581 amino acids. Gene Ontology annotation, molecular function: flavin adenine dinucleotide binding; oxidoreductase activity, acting on CH-OH group of donors. The transcript is spliced from 6 exons. The record is from RefSeq and is a predicted model, not a curated record.
AAAGUUUUUGCCGACGAGAUCGUUGGUUUUCCCACUUUAUAUAUGGAAGCAUAAGGGGUUGGUUUCAGGUCAGAGUAGAACAUUAAACCAGAUAACAAAGUCAUUCCAUUGGCAACUUCAAGUGCCUGACAAUGUCUGCUGUAAUGACUGUUUGGUGGUUGCAGCAGUUGGUUCUGCUUUCUCUUGCUGGGAUUCUCUUCUCUCCUGAACUUUGUGCUUCACAGAAUGCUGGGAAAUACAGUUUCAUGCAGGAUGCAACUUCAGCUUCAAGAAUCUCCUACUAUGACUACAUUGUGAUUGGCGGCGGCACCGCGGGGUGCCCGUUAGCCGCCACCUUGUCCCAGAAUUACAGUGUUUUGCUCCUGGAACGUGGCGGUUCCCCUUAUGGGAAUCCCAACAUCACAAACUUAGCUCAAUUCGGCGUUGCCCUCACCGACACGUCACCAACCUCUCCCUCUCAGCGCUUUGUCUCCACAGACGGCGUCAUCAACUCUAGAGCUCGUGUCCUCGGCGGUGGAAGCUGUUUAAACGCCGGUUUCUACACUCGUGCUAGCCCGCAUUAUGCCAGGGAGGCUGGUUGGGAUGGAAAGUUAGUGAAUGAGUCCUACCAAUGGGUGGAGCGAGUGGUGGCGUUUGAGCCUCCAAUGCGGCAGUGGCAAUCAGCUGUUAGGGAUGGAUUGUUGGAAAUUGGGGUGAAGCCUUACAAUGGCUUCACUUAUGAUCAUAUUACUGGGACUAAAGUUGGAGGCACCAUCUUUGACAACCAAGGUCACAGGCACACUGCUGCUGAUCUUUUGCAAUAUGCUAACCCUAGUGGAAUUACUCUGCUAUUUCAUGCCACUGUGCACAAGAUCUUGUUCAGGCAUAGAGGUGGAUCAAGGCAAGCAGCUCAUGGAGUGAUAUUCAGGGAUGGAACUGGAGCAGAACACAGGGCAUAUCUGAAUCAAGGGCCCAAGGGCGAGAUAAUUGUGUCAUCCGGUGCACUUGGCAGCCCACAACUUCUGAUGUUGAGUGGAAUUGGAGCAGCACAUCACCUUCAGGAACACAACAUUAGUGUGGUGUUGGACCAGCCAUUGGUUGGACAGGGUAUGUCUGAUAACCCAAUGAACGCCAUCUUUGUCCCCUCUCCGAUCCCGGUAGAGAUUUCCCUCAUUCAGGUUGUCGGCAUCACCGCCUUUGGCAGCUACAUUGAAGCCGCCAGUGGUGAAUACUUCUCUGGUCCUCCUCCAAGAAAUGACUACGGAAUGUUUUCCCCUAAGAUUGGUCAAUUCUCCAAGUUGCCUCCAAAGCAAAGGACACCAGAAGCGAUGGCGAAAGCAAUAGAGUUGAUGGGGAGCCUUGAAGAGGCAGCAUUCAGAGGCGGGUUCAUUCUGGAGAAAAUCAUGGGUCCCAUUUCAACAGGUCACUUGGAGCUUCGAAACCGCGAUCCAAAUGAGAACCCGUCGGUGACCUUCAACUACUUCCAGGAUCCCAGAGACUUGGAGAGAUGUGUGCAGGGCCUUAGCACCAUCGAGAAAAUCAUUGAAUCCAAGGCUUUCUCUCCCUUUAAGUACAACACCAUGCCAGUGUCUAUGUUGCUUAACAUCACUGCGAAUUCUCCUGUUAACUUGUUGCCCAAACACGCGAAUUCUUCAAUGUCUCUGGAGCAGUUCUGCAAAGACACCGUGAUGACCAUAUGGCACUACCACGGUGGCUGCCAAGUUGGUAGAGUUGUUGAUACUGAUUACAAAGUUCUUGGUGUAGAUGCACUGCGUGUUAUUGAUGGUUCUACCUUUAAUUAUUCUCCCGGAACUAAUCCUCAAGCCACUGUUAUGAUGCUUGGAAGGUACAUGGGAGUCAAAAUAUUGAGGGAGAGACUUGCUGCUGAAGAAAGCUAGUAAUGUUAGGAGUUGUGUAGUAAUUAUUAGUUUCUCUCUGUUUGAGGUUCAUGAAAUGGUGUGAUCAGAUUAGAGAGAACUUAGUCUAUAUUUCAGAUUUUACUUAUAUGUUACUUCACAUUGAAAUUAAUGAGGAAUGUCUUGGUAUCAAGAGAAGAGAAGAAAAUGAAAUACAUUAUUCUCAUUGAAUGAGUUGAAGAGUGAAGAUUCAACACUUUAU